Durio zibethinus is the source of this 2382-nucleotide messenger RNA. The record is from RefSeq and is a predicted model, not a curated record. Lineage: Eukaryota; Viridiplantae; Streptophyta; Magnoliopsida; Malvales; Malvaceae.
CUUGUAAAGGCAGAGUAAUAGUUAGCCAACUAGCAAAGUUUGGCAGCUGCCUUUUGAACUUAGCCCAUGUUCACGUGAUCUGCUUCUUCUAGCAAGGGCAUUUUAUUUUUUUCUUGCACUUGUCAAUACUCUUAUAUAAUUCCUACUUCUCUACAAGAAUUUUACACAUUUCCACUCUACUCUCUCUUUGUUUCAAAAUGGACUCCAGCAAAAUCUCAGCUCUCCUCCUCAUUUGCAUGCUUUUCAUUUCCUCAGCCACUCCAAUUCUAAGUUGUGCUUCAUGUGGCAAGGCACCACCAAAGCAUAGAAAGCCUAAGGGAAAGUCUCCUAAAGGCCCCAUUACUUUGCCUCCCAUUGUUACUAUCCCUCCGAUUGUAAAACCCCCGGUGACAGUCCCUCCAGUGACUGUUCCUCCAAUUGUGAAGCCACCCAUUAACCUCCCUCCUGUGACAGUUCCUCCAGUGACGGUGCCUCCUAUUACUAACCCACCAAGUGGAAAACCCUGCCCACCCCCACCAGCCCAGGCCACUUGCCCUAUUGACACACUGAAAUUGGGUGCUUGUGUGGAUCUGCUUGGAGGGUUGGUGCACAUUGGUCUUGGUGACCCAGUUGUCAACGAAUGCUGUCCAGUUCUUGCAGGACUUGUUGAGCUCGAAGCUGCAAUCUGCUUGUGCACCACUCUCAAGCUCAAGCUUCUCAAUCUUAAUAUUUAUGUGCCGCUUGCUCUACAGCUACUUGUCACUUGUGGGAAGACACCCCCUCCCGGUUACACUUGCUCUCUCUAGAUCCAAGGUUGCUAGAUUCAUGGACGCUCUGAUGAAAUCGACAUGAGAGGAUGUCGAGCUUUUCUCUUUCUUCCCUACCCCUUCCUCUUUCUCUCUCAAUUAGAUUGGAAAUUAUCUCUGCUGGUUAGCAGCUCUUAUUGUGACACCAUAUUUUUUUUCUUCACUUUUUUAAAGAUGGUUGCAAGCGUGUUUUUGUCUUCCACAAAAGAAGCAAUCAAGAACGAUAUUUCUCUUUUUCAUGAUUUUCCGGGAUUCUCAUUUUGUUGUUUAUGGUAGAGGGGCCGGGGUAUAUAACUUUUUCCAUGCUUUCCUAUUCAAUUUUUAAUCACUUCCUUCCUACAGUAAAAUGCAUGUGAAAAGUCUUAAAACUUUAAAAGCCUUGAAGAAACGAAAAUUUUGAUUCCCUGAAGAAUCGCUUCAUAUGAUCAUAUGAUAGUAAUUCAGAAAGUUAUAGCGCCAUAGGACUCCAGUCUAAGGGCACUCCAAUUAAUGGCUGUGGAUCCCCAAUUUGAAAAAAAAGAUGUUAAAUACUUUAGUAUACCAAAAUCCACCAUUUCAAUCUGAUAGCUUUCAGUUUUAGGUCAUCAUCUAAAUAUUGAAGAAAGAGAGAUCAGAGAUUUUAGUUUUUUUGCAGUUUUAGGUUAUUUCAAACAUUCUGGUUUUGGGUUUUUGAAGUCCUUACUCUUUAGUAGCCAUUUUGAUAUUUUGGCCCUCUGCAUGCUGACAUGUUACUCUCAGAAACUAUGGUUGCAGAGAGGAAAUGCCUUUUAAUUGCUUUUACAAAAACGACAGACAGAAACCCAUACAUGAUAUAAACUUUUCUUUUAUUCUAUGCAUGAGAGGAGGCUUCAAUACAAAGAGUCUGACAGUAGCCUUUUAUAGUUCCAUUCAAAGCCAUUUCAUUGUCCUUAAUUCUUUUUUUCUUUUGUUUCUAUGUCUGGUUUCCUCUUUCUCAAAACCCCAAAUCCUAAUGAAAAAAAGGGAUUCAUUCCAAUAUCUUAAUAUUAUUAUCAAAAAGUUUUUAUCAACUAAACUAGCUGAAGACAAUUAGACCUAGUUUGCGUUACAGGUAAUACUAGAUAGAUGUGCAUUAUCACAAGUUAGGAUUGCAAAUUAACUACUGAAAAAGGUCUUAAUAAUUCCAUUUGGAUGAAAAUUGUGGCACAUUUGAUGGCAAAGAACUCAAUAAUUGUACCGUCCCAAUUUUUCAUCUGAAUAUUAUAAAAAUCCGUAUUUUUUAUAGCAAAGUCAUAAAACUUUCAAAUUAAAAUAAUAAUAUCUCACGAAUUUAGUCCGAAUCUCUAUGACUAUUUUUUUUUCAGAAUGGCAUCAGAGAUCAUUAAAGAAGUCACACAAAUAUGUUUCAACAAUAUUGCUUUACAGAUGCGUCGUCAAUCAUGGACGGUUCUGUUUAUAAAAUAAUCUAUUUUUCGUUUUUGGCAUUUUUCAAAUGGAAUAAUCAGGUAGAGGCUGGACAAACUUCCCAUACAUUUCGAUGAAAAUUUUGGUUAACCAUGUUCAAAUGGGUCCAUUAUAGACAAAGGGUCUUUAACUUAUUCUUACAAUUUUCAUCUUACUCUUAACUUUUUCUCUCUUU